Notothenia coriiceps (black rockcod) is the source of this 1625-nucleotide messenger RNA. Its product is annotated as glycosyltransferase-like protein LARGE2. NCBI's taxonomy places the organism in Eukaryota, Metazoa, Chordata, Actinopteri, Perciformes, Nototheniidae. The record is from RefSeq and is a predicted model, not a curated record. The transcript has 5 exons. Gene Ontology annotation, cellular component: Golgi apparatus. Gene Ontology annotation, biological process: protein O-linked glycosylation via mannose. Gene Ontology annotation, molecular function: glucuronosyltransferase activity; xylosyltransferase activity. The annotation marks the transcript as partial.
CUGCAGGCGGCUCUGGAGGAUCUCGACGAGGACGAUCAGUGCUAUGAUUUCCGGCGGGAGCGCCUCACCGUGCACAGAGUUCACCUGUACUUCCUGCAGUACGAGUACUCACCUGCAGAGGACGACACCGACAUCACGCUGGUGGCUCAGCUCUCCAUGGACAGGCUGCAGAUGCUGGAGGCCAUCUGUAAGCACUGGGAGGGGCCCAUCAGCCUGGCGCUCUACAUGUCGGACGCCGAGGCGCAGCAGUUCCUUCGAUACGCUCAGGCCUCCGAGGUCCUGAAGAACCGGAAGAACGUUGGGUACCACAUCGUGUACAAAGAGGGCCAGUUCUACCCCGUCAACCUGGUGAGGAACGUCGCUCUGAGGAACGCCAACACGCCCUACGUCUUCCUCACAGACGUCGACUUCCUGCCCAUGUACGGACUCUACGAAUACCUCAGGCGCUCGGUGGUACAGAUGGACAUGGCUCACACUAAGAAGGCUCUGGUGGUCCCGGCCUUCGAGACGCUCCGGUACCGUCUCUCUUUCCCCAAAUCCAAAGCUGAGCUGCUCUCCAUGCUGGACAUGGGGACUCUCUACACCUUCAGGUAUCACGUGUGGCCCAAAGGUCACGCUCCGACAGAUUACGCCAAAUGGCGGACGGCCACCACGCCGUACCGAGUGGAGUGGGAGGCGGACUUCGAGCCGUACGUGGUGGUGAGGAAGGACUGUCCCGAAUACGACCAGCGCUUCGUGGGCUUCGGCUGGAACAAGGUGUCACACGUACUGGAGCUGGACGCACAGGAGUACGAACUGAUGGUGCUGCCGAACGCCUUCAUGAUCCACAUGCCGCACGCUCCGAGCUUCGACAUCUCAAAGUUUCGCUCCAGCUCGAGUUACCGCAACUGCCUGAACACGCUGAAGGAAGAGUUUCACCAGGAUCUGUCCAGGAAAUAUGGCUCGGCGGCGCUGAAGUACCUCACGGCUCAGAGAAACAUCUAGAGAGUCGGAGAAAAGACGUCAAGAAACACGAGUCCGUCGGACACGUGCUAACGCUGCGCCGCCACGGAACCGUUAGCCGCAGGGACGCUAACAAAGACGGUUAAAAAGACGGUAAAGCUUUACGGCCCUUUGUGGACAAUCUCGGGCUCCUGUGCAUUAAUUCUCCAGUCGAAGAGAUAACGGGAAGGAUUUGUGUUCACUAAAGGACUGAGAAGAAGAAGACGGACUAGCUUUAACGCGGGAAUAAUUGGUACAACUUGUUCUGACAAUCAGGGCUUUUUCUGUCCGAAUGACGGGAAGAUUUAAGGGAGAAGACGACGUUUCUAAGGGCCAGUCGAAGUGGAGAUAAGCCUUAUCACUCUCCAUGGUAUUUACUGACAUAUUUAAUAUUUCUUUUCUUUCUCCAGUAUAAAUCAAAACCAAUGAUUACAAACAUUGGCAUUAACAAUGUUUUGAUUACGACGUUUCAAACGUUUUUGUUUUUCCUUCGUUUAUCAUUUCUGACCUCCUUUUUUGAAAGAAAAUUCAUUUUUGUCCCGGGUGAAUAAUCUCUGUGAGCUUCAGGGAUGAGAGUGUGUGUGUGUGUGUGUGUGUGUGUGUGUGUGUGUGUGUGUGUGUGUGUGUGUGUGUGUGUGUGUGUG